CGUCGCCACGGCCCAGAACAAAAUCAAUCGCAAGCCUUCUUGAGCUGGUACACAGAUCGCAUCCGAAUCAUCCCUGAGCUUUCCCAAUCUCGCUCAGUCCUUUCCACACCGAAUCGAGCAACCAUGUCGCUGAUCCGCCGCAGCAACGUGUUCGACCCCUUCUCCCUCGACCUCUUCGACCCCUUCUCCCUCGACCUCUUCGACCCCUUCGAUGGCUUCCCCUUCGGCUCCGCCAGCAGCAGCAGCGGCGGGGGCAGCCUCUUCCCCUCGUUCCCGCGCACCUCCUCCGAGACCGCGGCCUUCGCCGGCGCGCGCAUCGACUGGAAGGAGACGCCCGAGGCGCACGUGUUCAAGGCGGACGUGCCCGGGCUGAAGAAAGAGGAGGUGAAGGUGGAGGUGGAGGACGGCAACGUGCUCCAGAUCAGCGGCGAGCGGAACAAGGAGCAGGAGGACAAGUCCGACACCUGGCACCGCGUGGAGCGCAGCAGCGGCAGGUUCCUGCGCCGGUUCAAGCUGCCGGAGAACGCCAGGGCUGAGCAGAUCAAGGCGUCCAUGGAGAACGGCGUGCUCACCGUCACCGUGCCCAAGGAGGAGGCCAAGAAGGCCGAGGUCAAGUCCAUCCAGAUCUCCGGCUAGGCUGCUUUGAAGCUGUAGAGGUUCAGUUCGCUGCUUGGAUGGAUGCUUUUGAUCAGAGCCUGUAAUAAGCGUGGAUUUGGGUCUGGGUUCGAAUGUGUUUGAGUUGUUACCUGUUGCUAUGUUCUGCGUAUGUGUCUGACUUAGUGUAAGGAGAGCGUCGAGUCUAGUAUCUUGUAAUCAUCUUCUGUGCUGGUUAAGCUUGAUCUAACGAGUGAGUCGUCGUUCUCUUUUA
Messenger RNA from Lolium perenne, 868 nucleotides. Its product is annotated as 17.9 kDa class I heat shock protein-like. The record is from RefSeq and is a predicted model, not a curated record. NCBI's taxonomy places the organism in Eukaryota, Viridiplantae, Streptophyta, Magnoliopsida, Poales, Poaceae.